This is a messenger RNA of Pygocentrus nattereri (red-bellied piranha), 2386 nucleotides long. RefSeq names its product transmembrane protein 204 (gene tmem204). The transcript has 3 exons. Lineage: Eukaryota; Metazoa; Chordata; Actinopteri; Characiformes; Serrasalmidae. The coding region runs from base 1038 to 1706 and encodes 222 amino acids. The record is from RefSeq and is a predicted model, not a curated record.
AGAGAGAGAGAGAGAGAGAGACUGAGACUGUCUCGGCGGGAACUAAACAGAGAGAACACAAGACAGAGAGCGACCCAGAGUUGAACAAGAACGGAGAUGGAGAGGAUUUGAAAGAGUGACGGAGGAAAAAGGAUUUAAAAGAAGAAAAAGGAGAGAUAUUAAUACAAGUCACCGUAUUUAGCUUAACAGGGUCAACCCUGCAUCUGCAGACUGCCAGCCGGAGACGGGACAUCGCGCACGAGUUAAAGAGGAGAAGGAACGUGAGGAAGGACGAAGAGGGUCUGUGUGUGAUGGCCGUGGAGGUCCGCUGGACGACCGUGCGCGCGUGUGCCGUCCCGAAGAGCGAAGAGGAAGGCUAAGGACCCCAUGAAACCCCUCAGCACUCCAACAACACAUACACGGACGAGAAUGAGCGGAGAUGUUCUCUAGCUGACCUCCUGCAGCGAACCAGCAGCAUGGGUGUGUUUUAGGACUGGGCGAUAUGGACGGAUAAUAUCACCACAACAUAUUUUUACAUAUCAUUCAAUAUCGGUAGUUAUUGAUCUUUAUUUGUAUUUUCUAAUAUUCACAUUUAAACAACAGUAUUUUGAACCCUGGAAAAAAACAAGGCAGAUGUGAGAAGAAGUUGCAUCUAAUGCUUUUAUCUCCUCUUGUUCUGAGACAUUUUCAACAAAGCUUUUUGCAUUUUUACUGGAAAAAAACCAACUGCUUAGCAUCUGGCUGCUGGGAGUGAACAGCCAGACUUCUGCUUUUACAGCGUAGAAGCGUACUAGUGCACCGAAGAAGCAACUUGCUGCUAAUAUCGGAUUCAAAAACAGAUCGUCAUUGUUUUAGUGAAAAUACCUCGACUGCGCAUUAUGGAUACCGCAAAAGCAUCUGAUUUCAGUCAUCAUUAGAAACUGUUUUGAUGGUUGAGAUUUUCAAGAUGCCUUGAAUCGUUUUUUUGCAAUCAAAUCAAAGCGUUGAGGUCAAAUCUUUCCACCACUGCUAAUCGUAGUUGUCCUAGUAUCGCCCAGGCCUCUUAAGUGAGUGGGCGCAUGGCCGCGGGCAGGCUGGUGCUGGUGGCCGUGGCUGUGGCCUUGGCCUCCCUGCUGCUGAACGUUACAGCGGCUAUGGGCUCCGGCUGGGUCUUGCAGGCGCUGGAGGAUGGACGCAAGCGCAGUGUCGGGCUCUGGAGGGUGUGUAUUCAUGCCAACGAUGGUGACGGGGAUACACAAGCUCUGAUGCGCCCGCACGCACCCUGCCAGACACUGGGCUGGGGCUCGGACUUCGCUGGGUACCAGGAGUCACGCAGCACCGUCAAACUUCAGUUUGACAUGAUGCGGGCAUGUAACCUGAUGGCAACGGUGGCUCUGACCGUGGGUCAGCUGAUCUUCCUGCUGGGGCUUCUGAAGAUAAAACACAUCACCCAGGAUUCUCCAUGGUGGGAGGAGGCCAUCGCUGCCCUGUUCCAGCUGGCCAGUUUCGUGCUGGUGAUCGGUCUGGUGUCCUUCUACAGGAUUGGCCCGUACACACACCUCUCCUACUCCUGUUACAUAAACAUCGCCGCCUGCCUGCUGGCCACGCUGGCCGCUGCCAUGCUAAUCUGGAACAUCCUCCAUCGCCGUGACGACUGCCUGACCCCGCCCGUCAUCGUCAUCAGCCGAUCGCUCGCCAUGCCGUUCAGGCCGCGCCUCGACAACGACUACGUGGAGUCGCCGUGCUGACACAUGCACGGCCUUCUUGAGGGACGAGUCAAGAUUUCGAGGAGGUCACACUAUUAAACAAACACACAGGCUUUACAUUAACGAGGAUAGAAGCUCAGGAGCGACUGAGGACCCUGAGGAUGAAACGGAGGCAUAAUGUGGAACUCGGGAAUGUUCACAUUCGCAGAAUUCCAGUCAGGCCUGCUGAACCUGUGCACGCACGCACGCACACACACACACACACACACACACACACACACACACACAGCUGUUAAUGUUAACUGAUGUAUUUGACUCCAGGUGAUUUUGAGCCAUUUCUAUUGGUCCAUUCACCAUGAAAUUGCCAGAGAACAAAGAACAGCGAACAUUUCCAAACAAUACAAAAGGUUUUGUCCCAUCAGCGAGGAAAUGCUGCCCUCAUUUUUUGUCCAAAUUCCCGGAAACAUUUGGCCUAAAAGGUACAUGCGAAUGUCAUGACAUCUAAAAUUGUUUUGAUUUCCAUCCUGUUGUGGAUUUUUACGGAUUUUUACUUUCACGGUUUCAUUAUGUAUGAAAAAGCUUGAACACCCUCAGUUUCUAAGGCAAAAAUAAGUUAACAUGCACUCUCAGAAAUAAAGCUACUAAACCAUCUCUGGGUCAGUUCCUCUCCCAUCACUGGGGUGGUUCCCUCAAGGCUCCACCUCAGUGCCUUCAGUCAGGGA